Xylona heveae TC161 is the source of this 1751-nucleotide messenger RNA. RefSeq lists its product as hypothetical. The transcript has a single exon. Bases 101 to 1591 code for a protein of 496 amino acids. Lineage: Eukaryota; Fungi; Ascomycota; Xylonomycetes; Xylonales; Xylonaceae. The record is from RefSeq and is a predicted model, not a curated record.
UAUCUUCUAAGGCUAUUAAGAAGCCUUAUCACCUACAAUUUCUAUCGUGGAUUUACAACGAACACGUUAGACCUAUCACAGCCACAACACCUGGCCCGACAUGUCUCUUGGCAAGGGCAUUCAGUCCGCCAUCUUCUACUACAUUUCGUGCGCACCCUGUACAAAAUGCGGCCACCGUCGCAAAAGAAAGCAAGAAGCCAAUCGUGUGCGCGAGGAGCGACGCAUCAUGGAAAUGGAGGAGCCGGAGCUCUUCCGACAACCAUCCCCCUUUUCGACUAAUCCGCACUGGCAGGAGGAUAUGACUCUUGGGCCCGGUCCGCCGCCGCAACGUCGCCCCAAGGGAGCCUCUCGGAAUGGCAGCCAGCGGGCACUUACUGCAGGAGACAGCAUGGCGAGCAGUGCAGGACUGAGUUCACGCCCCGGCGACAGCUUGCAAGAUAUACAAUUGGGCGUGGAACAGCGCCUCAGCGGGGAGAAUUGGAAUCGGAGACGAUACCAGCGAGAAGACGAAGACCUAUGGGGGUCGGACGUCAAUAAAACGAUCGAUGAAGAUGCUGUAAGCGCAACGCAAACGGCAUCAUCGGUCGGCCUCUCCACCCUCAGCCGGUCAGGAACUAGCUCUCCUGUGCAUGCCUACACCGCACGAAACCCGCCUCUCAAUGAUUAUCAUCCUCCUGUCGUCAGUUCACCGCCGACGAAUAGAAAUGAGAUGAAAUGGAUGCUCCAGCCCCCGCCGAAUGCGCGAAUUAUGAAUGGCAAGGAACGCGCGACAACCCGUAGUCGCAGUGGCAGCGGCGCUAGUAGUCAGCGAGUCCGAGACACCAGUCUCAGCCGACAGGUCGGGGAAAAGAUUCUUGAAGAAAAGGUGCGACGUGGGGAGAAGCCGGAGUCGCUCGCCCUUGCAGCGUCAAGGGAAACACUGCACACGACCGACAGUCGGUCGUUAGCCGGGUCAGAACGAUCGAGUCUACGCCAAUCAUCGCGCAGGAAACCUAAACCGCCGCAGAUUUCAAUUGACGGAGACGUGCAUUCGCCUUUGCCCAUUCCACUGCGUAUCCAAGUACCCUCUGUGGACGAGCAGCAAGACCGCUUAACUCCCUCGACAGCGGCGGCGAGUCCAGCAGCGUCAAUGCUCUCAUCGAUCCUCCCGACCACCAGUCCUGGCAGUAUUCGGCGAGUCGGCACUCCGAGAAACGAUGACAGUGACAGUCCCAUUAAGAACACCAAGCUCUCAAAUGAGCACGAAGUGCCAUUGCCACCUCCUCCUCCACGCGCCGUGAUCAAUGACGGCUAUGGCCCACGCUCCAUGUCACCCCAGACGAAAACACCGCCACGCUUGAACCCUUCGCCUCUCCCCCGACAAGAUUCGCGGAACAGCAAUAGUUCGUUGAAUGCCCUGCAGGAGCUCGUGGCGCCUAGCUCAACGCUGAAUCGGCGCUCCGCCUCCCCACUCCCAGAGUCAUUAAUCCGACUGCCUCCUGCAACUGACCGGGAAGAGGUUGAUCUUCUGGAAAGAUGGCUCGAUACGCGGCUACCCAAGGAUGAGCGCGGGCGGACAACUGUCAUGGCCCGGUGGAGUCUGGAUGUUUAAACUUGGAUACUUGUGUCUGUGUGUCAUGAUGACCGUACCCGUCUUGAGGCCUGAUCGAUACCAGGCCAUGCAAUAGUCACGUCGAGUUUCAUUCUCAUAUUCUCACAUUCUCUUGACAUUCUCACUUAUAAAAUUCUCAUUCACGCCAACAAUAGUUUAC